CAGAAUCUGACCUCAAUUCAAGCACACUUUAGCUCUUUCAUUAACCAUAGCGCCGAAUCGGUCUGUAUUCCUGUCAGAUCAAGGUGUUCGAGACGUGAAGAUGAGCGGUCACCUUCGCCAAUUCGAUUCCCUGCUGCAGCCGCUCGGCUUGCGAGUCGACGACUGGCUUACACUCCCACUGCCGCUGCUCAUCCUGGCCAUCGUGGGCGGUAUCUCGAUCCUGAUCUCGCUGUGCCGCUUCAUUCGUGUGCUGCUGAACGUGUACGUGGUACCAGGCAAGCCCGUAGCUUCAUUCAAGGUCAAGAAUGCACCCAACGGCACCUGGGCAGUCGUAACGGGUGCUACGGACGGGAUUGGCCGCGAAUUUGCACUGCAGCUGGCCAAGAAGGGUUUCAACAUCUUCCUUGCCUCGCGUACUCCGGACAAGCUCGACAAGGUAGCAGGAGAGAUCGAAUCCGCCUCACCGGGCAUUAAGACUAAGGUGCAAGCGAUCGACUUCUCUGCUGCGGACGUCAAGGCGUACGACGACCUCAAGCGUGCGCUCUCCGGUCUUGACAUCGGUGUGCUCAUUAACAAUGUCGGCAAGUCGCACGACUCGGCCGUUUACUUCCAUGAGACGUCUGAAGAGGAGAUGGAGAGCAUUGUCGAGAUUAACGUCAAUGCCACGCUACGAGUCACUCGGAUCGUCCUGCCAGGCAUGAUUGGGCGCAAGCGUGGCCUCAUUUUGAACAUGGGCUCCUUUGCCGGUGCCUUCCCCACGCCGCUGCUUGCGACAUACUCGGGCAGCAAAGCGUUCCUCAUUGGCUGGACGCAAGCGGUGGCGGAGGAAGUGCGCUCAAAGGGCGUCACGGUGCAGCUGCUUAACACGUACUUUGUUGUCUCUGCCAUGUCCAAGAUCCGACGCCCGAGCGCAAUGGUGCCGACACCCAAGGCGUACGUCGCCAAGGCGCUCGCCAGCGUCGGAAAGCAAGGCGGUGCAGUCGGCCGGCUCCACAACAACACACCGUGGCCGGCGCAUGCUCUGCUGGAUUGGGCCAUCAGCUACAUUGUGCCGCAAAGCGUCAUGUUCAGCCAGAGCCGCAAGAUGCAGUUGGCCAUCAAGAAACGCGCAGAGGCAAAGAAGGCGCGGGCGGCCAAGACGCAGUGAAGACGGGGCCAAUGUAGCAAGCAAAAUCACAUAUCAAUGCAAGGCUGUGUAACUUGCGCGCACGCGACAAAUAUCUGCUGUUC
Molecule: messenger RNA, 1230 nt
Organism: Tilletiaria anomala UBC 951
Lineage: Eukaryota; Fungi; Basidiomycota; Exobasidiomycetes; Georgefischeriales; Tilletiariaceae
Product: NAD(P)-binding protein
Exons: 2
Coding region: 101-1147 (348 amino acids)
Biological process (GO): fatty acid elongation
Cellular component (GO): endoplasmic reticulum
Molecular function (GO): ketoreductase activity
Source: RefSeq, a predicted model, not a curated record